Messenger RNA from Wyeomyia smithii (pitcher-plant mosquito), 1358 nucleotides. RefSeq names its product probable isoaspartyl peptidase/L-asparaginase GA20639. The record is from RefSeq and is a predicted model, not a curated record. The coding region runs from base 16 to 1113 and encodes 365 amino acids. Gene Ontology annotation, molecular function: asparaginase activity. The transcript is spliced from 3 exons. Lineage: Eukaryota; Metazoa; Arthropoda; Insecta; Diptera; Culicidae.
GUAGUCUUUGCAAGAAUGAUGAAAACUUGUAUUCAACAACACGAACUUGAAUCCAACUCUGGUAAAUGUUGUUUACAAUGUGAAGACGUCAUCAGUUAUCUGGUGGUUCAAGAGGCUCAAACGACGAUUAAGUCUUUUCAAAACAUAUUGUUUGAAAUGCUACAGCCAAUAGUUUUGGUCCAUGGAGGAGCGGGUGAUAUUCCUUUCGAACGCGUUGAUGGUAAACUGGUAGGCGUAAAAGCAGCUGCCAAAAUCGGCUAUCAUAAAUUACAAGAAACUGGCUGUGUUUUGGAUGCUGUAGAAGAAGCUGUGCGUAAUAUGGAGUUGGAUCCUUAUUUUAACGCUAGUUAUGGAUCGGUUUUAACAGCAGAUGCUACAAUCGAGCUAGAAGCAAGCAUAAUGAAUGGAGCCAAUCUGAAAGUUGGAUGUGCUGCCUUGGUUAAAGAUAUUAUGCAUCCAAUAAGUCUGGCAAGAAAAGUAAUGAAUACUCCACACAAUUUUUUAGCUGGAAAUGGAGCUAUGGAAUUAGCAGAGCAAGAGAGCUUUGAAAUUCUACACUCAGGGCAACUUGUUACACAUUAUGCCCGUGAAGCCUUGGCAGAAUGGAAGGAAGGUUUGAACAAAGGUGAAGAACGAUUCGCUCGCACAGAAAUUGGUACUGAGAAUAAAUAUAAGAAAGUCGAAACAGAAACGGUAGGUGCCGUGGCUAUUGAUUGCAAAGGAAAUAUUGCGGUAGCGACGUCCACAGGAGGAAUUACUGGAAAACUUCCCGGUAGAAUAGGGGACACACCGCUUAUUGGAUCCGGUACUUACGCAGAUAACCUCGUAGGUGUCUCUACCACAGGUCAUGGAGAGACCAUUAUGAAAUAUUGUUUGGCGCAUACCAUUCUUAAAAGAAUAGAUUUUCUCAAAGAAAAUGCUCAAAUUGCCACAGAAAAUGCUUGCAAAACAAUGACUGAACGAUUAAUAGGAGAGGGUGGAGCUAUAACAAUAGAUUAUAAGGGUCAAGUUGGAAUUUCAUUUACAUCGAAGCGAAUGGCAUGGGCAUAUGUCAAGGAUAGUACUAUACAUUAUGGCAUAGAAAAAAACCAGCACCUCCAGGAAUUUCUUUAAUAUGUGUUCAAGCCAACUUACCUAGAAUCCAAGCGAUGGUAUCGAUGCCCAGAUGUCAACUUAUAUUUGAAAUGUCCUAUUUGCCUUUUGCAAUUACUAAUCAUUUCGGGAUCAGAUUUAACUUGAAAACAGCAGAAAUGUUUUUAUCGUACUAGUAAACUUUUUUCACAAAAAAGCGGUACGUAACAUUUCUAUAAAAGAAUCAUUAAUCUAGGCACUAUUUACUAAAGAAUUGUUAUCAAGUA